Messenger RNA from Notechis scutatus (mainland tiger snake), 2613 nucleotides. It is a transcript of the gene MMP28, whose product is annotated as matrix metallopeptidase 28. Gene Ontology annotation, biological process: extracellular matrix organization; collagen catabolic process; proteolysis. Gene Ontology annotation, cellular component: extracellular matrix. The record is from RefSeq and is a predicted model, not a curated record. Gene Ontology annotation, molecular function: zinc ion binding; metalloendopeptidase activity. Lineage: Eukaryota; Metazoa; Chordata; Lepidosauria; Squamata; Elapidae.
AGCACCAGAGCCGGAGGGAGAAGCCAGCCUGGAGCGGCUCAGAGGUUUCUGGAGAAAUAUGGCUAUUUUGAGUCUGUGCACCAAGUACCGGACUUAGCAGGAUUCCCAGAUGCCAUAAAGGAAUUUCAAUGGAUUUCUCACCUGCCCCUCAGUGGCACCCUGGAUGCCAUCACUCUCCAUCACAUGAGUCUCCCUCGCUGUGGUGUCAAUGAUGCAGAGAGCCACACGGCAUGGAAGAAGCGCAUGGAUGCCCUGUUCUCACGAGGGAAAGCCCGGAAGAGUCGCAGGAAACGAUACUUGCAUCAGAGUGGCAAAUGGUAUAAACGACACUUGACUUACCGGCUAAUCAACUGGCCUUGGUAUCUGCCAGAGCAUCAGGUCCGUCUGGCAGUGAAAACAGCUUUUGAGCUAUGGAGCAAUGUCUCUUCCUUGGUGUUUUGGGAAGUAGCAGAAGAGCCUGCAGAUAUUCGCCUGACGUUCUUCUAUGGGGAUCACAAUGAUGGAGUUGAGAAUGCCUUUGAUGGUCCAGGGGGUGCUUUGGCACACGCCUUCUUCCCACGCCGUGGUGAGGCCCAUUUUGACAAUGACGAGAGAUGGUCCCUGGACAGUGGGAAAGGCCGUAACCUCUUUGUGGUGAUGGCACAUGAAAUUGGUCAUACGCUGGGCCUGGAACACUCCCCUGUGUCCAAUGCUCUUAUGUCCCCCUACUACAAGAAGCUGGGCAAGGGUUUUGUCUUGAGCUGGGAUGAUGUUCUUGCCAUUCAGAAUUUAUAUGGAAAACCGUCCCGAGGACCAAUAGUCCAGCUUCCAGGAAAAUCAUUUGCUCGUUUCCAGGAUGGGAAGCAGUACCUUGAAAACAGGGAGCAGAAUCAAGAGACAAGUUUCAGGUUCCAUUACUGCAUGUCAUUUUUUGAUGCCUUAACUGUAGAUAUGGAAGAUAAUAUGUACAUCUUUAAAGGAAAAUAUUAUUGGAUUGUAUCCAAAGGAGAGUCUGCUGCUGGUCCAUACCUUCUCCAAGCCAAAUGGCCAGGUCUUCCUUCUGCCAUUGAUGCUUCAGCUUUCUCCGAGAAAGACAGGAAAUUCUACUUUUUUAAAGGGGGCCGAUGCUGGCGUUACAAAGGAUCUUCUCUGGAAGUUGGUUUUCCCCAAAAGUGCAGCCUUACUAGUGAUCUCCCACGCCACCCUGACACUGCCCUGUUCUUCCAGCCACUCCAUCAGCUGGUGCUUUUCAAAGGACCUAAGUAUUAUGUAGUCAAUGAGGAGACCCUCCAAGUGGAACCUUAUUAUCCUCGAAGCUUGAAAGACUGGGGAGGGGUUCCAGCUCUAGCAAAUGGUGCUGUCACACAUCAGGAUGGCUUUGUCUACUUCUUUCGAAAUGACCAAUUCUGGAAAUUCAAUCCAGAGAAGCUAGAAGUGGUAGAAACUGGAAAAUGGGCUGCUCGGCUGAGGUGGCUAGGUUGUCAGGAUGUCAGUCUAAAUCAAGCUGGGACCUGAUAUUUCUGUUUAUCUCUGGAUUUGUCACACAUUUUUCUAGUAAAAUCUCCAGAAGGCUAGAACUUUCAUAAACCAUUUACUCUGUUCAGCAGCAUUCCAAGUUUGUGUUUAAUCUGGUCCCAAAGAGAUUACAGAAAAAACCAAAAGCAAUACACAAGGCCUGAGCCAAAAUUAUAUUUUCUGGAAGAAAAGUAUGAACCCUCCAGAAACAAAAGUUUGAUGUGAGGAACCAUCAAUCAAGACUUGCACCAUCAACGUUGAGUGUUAAUUUUAUUAUGACAUGGGUGAGACAAAGCGCUUCUUGAUUUGGAGUGAUCAUAAGACACUAGAUUGAUGUUGUGCUUCUAGUCAGUCAGAAGGAAGGAAGACAGAAGAUAAGAUUUAUUCUCCACUGGCAAUUGGUUGCACCUUCAUAUAGAAACAGGCCUUCUUCUUACAGCUAUCAACUUAACUGGGAGUCUUCUGUAAUAUUGUCGAUCUUUAUCAUCCAGAAGUGACUGCCAUGGAGAAUGCAAAACCAGAAGGUCUUUUCAGCAAUAAAUUUUCCUCUACAACUGAGCCUCAAAUACUGGUGCCUAAUCAUGUACCAUCUGCCUAUGGAUUUUGUUCCAUUUGAUACUACUUCAGUAUGGAGCUUUCCCCACCAUCCAGCCAGAGCUGAAGAAGCUUCUUGGAUGAGAAAUGAAAUGUCUUCAAAGAAAAACCAGAAAGUCCAGUUGCCUCUUGAAAAGCAUCUUUGGGACAACCAUGACCUGGAUGACUGAGAAUGUCCAUAGACAUAUGGAGCUAAGGGUGUUACUACCUCUCCUUCCUGUUAGAUACUGUAUUGUAAUUUCUGUAUGGUGCUUUUAGUUUCUUUCUUACACAGGUAGCCAUUUUGUAGGAUUAUGAUGUUAUAUUAUAGCAAUCCUUUAUUCUUUUUCCAUAUAUGUAGUUUCAUUGCAACGAUUGUAUAAAGAAAAAAUAUGGGACAAUGGUACACUCAGAAAGGACUCUAUGCCAUCCGGUGGUGGGAUUCAAAUUUUUUUACUACCGGUUCUGUGGGUGUGGCUUGGUGAGCAUGGUGUUGCUUGGUGGGCAUGACUUGGUGGGUGUGGCAGAGGAAGGAUACUGUAAAAU